Molecule: messenger RNA, 1220 nt
Organism: Lolium perenne
Lineage: Eukaryota; Viridiplantae; Streptophyta; Magnoliopsida; Poales; Poaceae
Source: RefSeq, a predicted model, not a curated record
CAGGUCGUUGUAGAAAGCAUGGAGAGAGAUGAAAUUCAAGAAAAUUUCAUGGAGGAACUCAUAGCAAACGGUACUCUGGAUGAUCGCGACGACGACGUUAUUCCAGAUGAUGGCGGUGACGAUGUCACCGCAACUUAUUUGAAUGCCUCCGGUGAGGGAGCGGAGGAUAUUGAGGAAGAAGAUCCUAGUGGCGCCGGUGAGGAACAAGAUCAUCAUAAUGGCUCCCGAACUGUAGUUAUCACCGAGCCCUCCGGAUCGAGCACUUCUUCUGUAAAGUCGAGGAAGCGAGGCCCGGCCAAAAAGUUGGAUGACGGUGUUAGGCACGACAUCACCCACAUCGAGAAUGAUGGUAAACCGAUUGCUCCAGAGAAAGGUGCAAAGGCAUUUAUAGCUCAAUGCGGAGUGCUUGUUAGGGACCACGUCCCGAUCACCGUUCGAGAAUGGCACAAGCCGAAGGGACUAGUGCUGUCUGCAGAGGAAGAAGCUCAAGGUCUUUAUAUCGAUGAUGUAGCCAAAAACAGCAUUAUGAACAAGCUCAUGGCACAUUUCAACAUAGUACCCGAAGAGGGGGUGACGCUGAGAAGGCCAAGAUGGAGCAGGCCCUCCGCGAGUUUGGCAAGAAGAAGAUGGCCGAACUAUUCAAGAGCCACAAGAAAAGAUUGCGCCGCCUUAUCAAGUUAAAGAAGACUCCGGACAGUGAGAAGGUAAAAAGUCACUGGGACGAAUUCGUGAAGUACAGCACGGAGUCAGAAGAAUUUUUGAGAAGGUCGGAAAUAAAUAAGGCAAAUGCUGCGUUGAAGCUAUAUCACCAAAUUCUGGGUCCAGGUGGAUACAGGGCUAACCGUCCUAAGUGGGAGGCAGCUGAGGCGGAACUGACCAGUAAAGGGAUCAGAUUAGGGACACACGGUUGGAUCGAACGGUGCAAGGAGUGGUUCUACGGGAUUGGGGGAACGUUGGAUCCAGAAACAGGGAAGUGCAUCUAUAAGAAAGCUCAUCUGAAGGUUCCCAUUGAUGCCCUGGAAAAGGCACAUAGGGACGUGGAGGCGGGGUUGUUCCAGCCCGAAAGAGAGAACGAUGAGCUGACACGCGCCCUUGGGAACAAAGAACACGGCGGACGAACACGAGGCACAGCAGGCUCCGUUCCGUGGAAGUAUGGCUUUCCUGCGGAAAGGAAGAGAUUUCCUGAUAAAAGCCAUGAGAGGAGGAAGGCAAGGGAAACA